Felis catus (domestic cat) is the source of this 3335-nucleotide messenger RNA. RefSeq names its product regulatory factor X8 (gene RFX8). Gene Ontology annotation, biological process: regulation of transcription by RNA polymerase II. The transcript is spliced from 15 exons. The record is from RefSeq and is a predicted model, not a curated record. NCBI's taxonomy places the organism in Eukaryota, Metazoa, Chordata, Mammalia, Carnivora, Felidae. Gene Ontology annotation, molecular function: DNA-binding transcription factor activity, RNA polymerase II-specific; RNA polymerase II cis-regulatory region sequence-specific DNA binding. Bases 1486 to 3144 code for a protein of 552 amino acids.
AUUAAAAAAAAAUCAUGGUUAUGGAAACCAUUGCAACCUGAUAAAGCUUCAGGCUUUAGUUUAUUUCUGGUAUCACAUUGUAAAGAAAUGGUCACAUUGUAAAGAAAUUCCUAAUUCACACAGAUAAAUGGCUAUAAACUGUUAAUAGUUUUAAAAGGAACCAGCCUUAUAACCUGGGAUUUAACCAGAAAAUGGCAGAAGAUUUAUUCAGAGUCUUUACAAAAAUGAUUUAUCCUUGCAACACACUUAGCCUGUUGAUCCGCAGUAUGUCAUGUGUUUGUAAGUAACAUAUUUGAAUCUAUUAUGAGAAGUAUGAAAAAUAAUUUAACAAUCUUUUAAAAAUAAAAUUUGAAUCAAAUAUUUGUGGAAACCUAAAUAGAGCUUUCUAUGAGAUACAGAUGGAAGUCCAGUACCCUAAGCAGCACGUAGAACCCCAACCCCAUUACCAACCAACAAAUGUUUACUGAAUGCCUACUCUGUGACAGAUUCUGUACUGAGCAGGAGAUACAGAAAAAAAAAACCCACAUCAUCCCUACCCACAAGGGCACUGGGCUGGAAGAUGAGAUAGACUCAGAGAAAUUCCAUCAAGUGUAGGAUGUUCAGGAAGUUCAGGAGACAGGCAUUUGUUGGACCUGGGGAAGUGAAUAAGAAUAAGGGUUCGCAAGGAUGGAGAGCAGGCUUCUAGAGGCUGUACACUCUAUGCUGGGGGUAAUCAGGAAUUGGGCAAAGAUGGGCAAAGAAAAGUCCCUUAGAAGUAAUGCCAGGAGACAUCAUGUGAGGAAGUGAACUAGCACAGAGUAUGUGCUGGUCUCAAGCUGUGUGAGAUGGCUAUAUGACAUGGUGGGAGCGGAGGAGACAGCCUCAGAAGGCCGAGUUGCCAGGUCAUGUCAUGGAACAGGGCUUCAGGGUAAUAAAGAGGUACCUUCGCUCUAACCUACAAGUAAUGGACAGCUGUUGAGGGGUUUAAGCAGGAGGGUGCUGUAGUCAAAUCUGCAUUUUUAAAAGAGCCCUUCUAUGGAAUGAUCCCAUUUAUGGAGGCAGGGAGACAACUUCAGAGAUUAGAGUGAUGGAGGCUGAGCCAGGGUGUGGCAGUGAGGAACAGAGAGAAGCAGGUGGCCUUGAGUAAUAUUUAAGAGGCAGAAUUGACAGGACUUGGUGAUUGAUUGGUUGGGGGAGCAGGGUGGGUGUCACAGAUGAAAGAGAGGGAGGAGUCAAGGAAGCCUCUCUACAAAAGUGUCCAGCUCAGGUGGCUGACUAUAGAGUAAGAAUGUGAGCCCAGGUCCUCCGCUUCCACAGCCCUUCAGACUGAUAGUAUGAGAGGAAGCCUGGUCAGAUCAGUCGUCUGGUUGAGAAUCAUCAUCAUGGACGUAAAUCCAAAGGAAGAGUCCAAAGCCAUUCUAAGCCCAGACCCUAUCAGAAUGAUAGACAUAUUAUAAUCAGCAAAUGUGGAAGGAAUAGCUGAAUGAAAGAAUAUUCAAGAAGAAAAUGCUAAAGAAGAGGAAUUAUACAAUUGGGAGGAGGUUUUUCCCUGUUCUCAUUGAGAAUUCUGAACAAAAGCUUGUGCGUUUGGUUUUUCCUGAUCUUGGUACCCGGAGGCUAGGCACGAGAGGAAGUGCCAGGUAUCAUUAUGAUGGAAUCUGUAUCAAGAGAAGUUCUUUCUUCUAUGCCCAGUAUUGCUACCUUCUGGGUGAAAAAAGGGAUCACAGUGGAGAUAUCAUUGCCUUUGAAAAAUCUACUGACUAUAACAGCAUUAUCCAACAAGAAGGAACAUGUGAAAAUCAUUCACCGAUAAAGACAGACCCCAUUGGAUCCCCUUUGUCUGAAUUCAGGAGAUGUCCAUUCUGGGAGCAAGAACUGGCAAAGAAGUACUCCUACAAAAUGAUGGCCUUUCUUGCUGAUGAAUACUACAACUAUUGCCAAGAGAUUUUACAAAACGUGAGGAACCAAGAACUUCAGAGGGUGGAGGACUUGCUCACUUCUUUCUGGAAAUCUCUGCAGCAAGACACAGUCAUGCUUAUGUCAUUGCCUGAUGUGUGCCAGCUCUUUAAAUGCUACGAUGUGCAGCUGUACAAGGGAAUUGAGGACGUUCUCCUUCAUGACUUUUUGGAAGAUGUUUCUAUUCAGUACCUGAAAUCUGUCCGGUUAUUUAGUAAGAAAUUUAAGCUGUGGCUACUUAAUGCUUUGGAAGGGUUUCCCGCCCUCGUGCAGAUCUCCAAACUCAAAGAAGUUACUGUGUUUGUCAAAAGACUAAGAAGAAAGACAUACCUUUCCAACAUGGCAAAGACUAUGAGAAUGGUAUUGAAAAACAACAAGAGGGUCAAUGUUUUGAAGUCAGAUCUACAUGCCAUCAUCAAUCAAGGUGCUUUGGACACUUCUAAGAAAGCCCCGCCGAGUAACCCGUGCAGCACGGCUGACCUGGAGAUGCACACGGAGAUGCAAUGUUUAAGCAGUUUGAUUUCUUUGCUGGGGACAUCCACAGACCUCAGUGUAUUCCUGAAUUGUCUGUCUUCAAAUCUCCAAGCAUUUGUCUUCCAGCCAAGCAGAAACAAAGAAGAGUUUAUCAAAUUGGCCGCCAGCUUCCAGCUGAGAUGGAAUUUCCUUCUUACCACUGUGAGCAAAGCCAUGACCCUCUGCCACAGAGAUAGUUUUGGCUCCUGGCAUUUGUUUCAUUUGCUGCUUCUGGAAUAUGUGAUUCAUAUACUUCAGUCAUGCAUAGAAGAGGAAGAGGACGACGAUGAUGUGGGAAAUCUCAAGGAAAUGCUACCAGAUGACCAGUCUCUUGUCCAGCCAGACCAGGCAACCUUCCACCCUCCAGAUUCUUCACCAGCCCUGGCGUAUGACAGCCCACAUAUGGAUCCACAUCGGGUGAUGCUGAAACACAUAGGCCAGAGCCGAUGUCCUGUGGGUGUGAACAGUGUGUUUCUCAGGGUCCUGGGCUUCCUGGUGGACACUGACACGGGUGAUAAGCUCAUCCAGGUAUUGUUGGAGGACAAGGCCACCGAAAGCACCUUCAAACUCAGCCUUCCUGUGGGACAAGAGGCCCUGGUAACUCUAAAAGAUGGACAAAAAUUUGUAAUUCAUGUAUCAGAUGUACCCCAAAGCUCUGAAAAUAUUUUUUUCAGGGAAAGCAACGCUAAUAUAUAAGAUCAUUUCUUAGAAUAGGACAUGAGAAAACAUAGAUUUUUCACUCUUAAAAAUAUAUUAAGUGCUAAAGCUUUUGUAUUGAUGAGAAAGAAGAUUUUAUGUACAUAAUAGAGGUAGCAUUGUCUAUUUUGUGUUUAUAUGUAUUUCAAGCAGUUAGUUUAGGUGAAUCAUAUAAACUGAUUUGGAGAAUA